CCCGCCCGGCUGGACCCGCGGUUGGGCCGCCCCGGCUGUGCUACGCUGAGUAAGAAAAGUCAGCUGAGAGUGUAAUUUUUGGUGACUGGAGUUGAAUUUGCCAGGAAAGCAGUGCAGCCUCGGAGGCCUUGCUUCGGGAAACAUCUCUUUUCUGGCCGCUGUCCAGACUUUAGACUUGGCAGCAUCAAGGACACAGUAUAAGGUAUUUUGGAGAUCAAAGAUGGGUAGAAAAGACUCUUCCACUACGAAACUUCCUGUUGAUCAGUACAGAAAGCAAAUUGGCAAACAGGAUUAUAAAAAAACCAAACCUAUUUUACGAGCAACCAAAUUAAAAGCAGAAGCAAAGAAAACAGCAAUAGGCAUAAAGGAAGUUGGUCUCAUGCUUGCAGCUCUCCUGGCCCUCCUACUGGCUUUCUAUGCUUUCUUUUAUCUCCGACUGUCCACGAAUAUUGACUCUGAUCUGGACCCAGAUGAAGAUUAGCUGAGCAGCAAUCAAUAAAUGAAGGGAAAUAAUUCCGAUAAGAGCAUCCUUGGGGAGAAGAAAGAAAUUUUCAAAACUGAAACAUUUUGAAUAUUUUCUUCUUGGUACUGUCAGUUUGCAGAAAUAUCUUUGUACCUCAUGGCAUGAGGUAUCUGAGACUUUAUCCAGCAAUCCUGAGUCACGUUUGCUACUCAGUACUUUGUAAAUCUUUCAGCUUUGGCAGAUACCCUAUUCAUGAUAUAGCUGGAUAACACAGUUUUCAUAUGUCUUCCAAAUUUACAUGUAUAACUCAGCCACUUAAACAUCAUUAAAUCUGUUUUAUCCCAUGUAUAUUGUAAGGAAAAGUUUGCAUUGUUAUUUGAAAACGCAUACUCAAAAUCAUAUUCAGAACCUAAGAAUGAGCAGAAAGUAAUGGGAAAUUUUUUGAUAUUUUUUAUUUCAUUUUAUUAUUUUUGUUUAUGUGGAUACAGUUAAUUAGUCAUGUGUGUACACAUGUAUUUUGGGUGUGUUCAUGGGUACCCAUGCCUGUUGGGCUCAGGGUUCAACCCUGAAUGUUGUUCUUUUUUUAAAAAAUCUUAUUUUACAUGCCCAUCCCAGUUUUUACAAAGAAGCAUGCUUUCUUUCCAGACAUAUUUGAUAUCAUUAGGGAGACUAUCUGCACAUGCAUCCGCAGGAAUCUUUUCCUUCCUUGCCAACUGUUAGUGCACAUGUGCUGUGUCAGAGAUGGCACCUGGAUGACAGAAGCUCACAGAGUCACAUAUGCCCCUAAAGAAGAGUUCCUUUCCUCCUGGGCCGUCUGAGCUGGUGUAAACAGAAAGUUCAGCUGAUCUCAGUUUUAAUUAACUUAUUAUUGCAUUAAUAUAAAAUUGGAAUUCUAUAUUAAUUAUGUUGCUCUGGUUGCCUGCAGUAUCCGCUCGCCCCUCUUGUUAGGGAGCUGUGCAGCAAUCUGCUUCUAAUUGCACAGGGUUUCUCUUGGUGCAGAAUUAGCAGGAGUGCACCUACGCAAAAGCAUUUUGUUGGGGUGUCUCUUAAAUCUGAGCAUUACAAAGCCUUGUUUUUUAAAUUACAUUUUGUCUCUUGAGAACUAAUUCAUACUCAGUAGAGAAAAAUAAAUGGUAGAAAAAUA
Messenger RNA from Microtus ochrogaster (prairie vole), 1607 nucleotides. It is a transcript of the gene Triqk, whose product is annotated as triple QxxK/R motif containing. Gene Ontology annotation, cellular component: endoplasmic reticulum membrane. The record is from RefSeq and is a predicted model, not a curated record. NCBI's taxonomy places the organism in Eukaryota, Metazoa, Chordata, Mammalia, Rodentia, Cricetidae.